AUGUCCCAACAGUACUCGCAGUACCAGCAAAACUACCAGCCCUACCAGAGCUACCAGUCGUAUCAGCAGGGCGUAAUGCCUUCUGGUCCAGUGGCACAAACCUACAACUACCAGCCGUACCAGACUGCCGCCGUACCUAGCGGAGACUCUGCGGCGGCGCAGGCAUCGCAGCCCGGAGCAGUCGCUCCUCCAGCAAACGAGGCUCAGUCUUACCAGUACUAUCCAACAGCGCAUUCCCACUAUUCGCAAUACUCCUAUCCUCCCCAGCCUCCCACCCAGUCGCAACAACAACCCCUGCAGCCACAACAGGUGGGCUACUACUACCCGCAGCCUCACCCUUCCACCUUCUAUCCAAGACACGGACAGUAUCCAGGGUACGGGCAGUCAUACAAAGGUCAUAUGCAGUAUGUUUACAACACUCCCGGCAACACGGCUACGUCAGAGACGCCUGUGCAACCUGCGGGAAUGAGGCCAAAGAUAACAACGACCAUGUGGGAGGACGAGAAAACGCUGUGCUACCAGGUGGCAGCCAAUGGCGUUGCCGUUGUCAGAAGAGCAGAUAACGACAUGAUCAACGGAACCAAACUUUUGAACGUCGCCAAGAUGACCAGGGGCCGCAGAGACGGUAUUCUGAAGGCCGAGAAGACCAGGCAUGUUGUCAAGAUCGGCUCAAUGCAUCUCAAGGGGGUGUGGAUUCCUUUUGAAAGAGCCCUUGCUAUGGCUCAGAGAGAAGGUAUUGUUGACCUGCUGUAUCCCCUGUUUGUCAAGGAUAUCAAGAAAGUGAUACAGCAGGGAACUCCGACGACCCAGAUGAGCAAGACGGCUGCGGUCCCGCCGUAUUCGUACUACGUGCCUCAGCAGUAUAGCUCUUCGGAACAACCAAGCGAGGAGAAAAAGGCCAAGCCAGCGGAGUCGGGAUAUGAUAAGCCCAAGGUCAAGUCUGACUACUUUUACGGGUACAAGCCCCAGCCUUCCGGUGGCAUGCACUAUUCAAACUCGUAUGCGAGCUACAAUUCGCAGGCCUACCUCCCUCAGGUGGCCUCCAAUCAGCCUCCCGCAGAUCCUAAUGCUUCUCAAGGAUCUCUAGCGUCCACCAAUACACCUUCCUCCUCUGUUGGGUACGCCAACCCUGCUCCGGCUCAGAAAUCGUCUGCGUCUGACCAUUCAGAGCCCUACAUCAAGAAAAGUUCCGAGUCGAACUGA
Molecule: messenger RNA, 1203 nt
Organism: Ogataea angusta
Lineage: Eukaryota; Fungi; Ascomycota; Pichiomycetes; Pichiales; Pichiaceae
Exons: 1
Coding region: 1-1203 (400 amino acids)
Biological process (GO): positive regulation of transcription by RNA polymerase II
Cellular component (GO): nucleus
Molecular function (GO): DNA-binding transcription factor activity; sequence-specific DNA binding
Source: RefSeq, a predicted model, not a curated record